GUUCCAAACUAUCGUCCAUAUCAUGGAUCGAUGAUGUCAUAUUCAUCUCAAGCACCCUCUUAUUCUUCUACUCCAAUGGGUAAUGAAACUAAUACGAAUGUUGGAGCAACUGAAUUUCCCGAAUUUUCUACACAAAUGGCUCUUGGUGGUAUGAGCGGUGUUCAUGAAGCCAUUCGAAAUGAAGAGGAUUCAACUCCUACUCGUCCGAGAAGCUCCAAAUGGACCACUGAACAAAAUUUGGUGCUACUGAGUGGGUGGAUUAAAUAUGGAACAGAUAGCAUCGUAGGUAGAAACCAAAAAGGUGAUUCAUAUUGGUGUAAAAUUGCUGAGUACUGUAAUGAGCAUGGCUCAUUUGAUACUCCGCGUGAUGGAGUUUCGUGCAGAAAUCACUACAACUACGUGAACAAAAGCUUGGGCAAAUGGGUUGGCGCUUACGAUAACGCUAAACGCAUGCAACAAAGGUGGCUCGCAAUCCGUGAUCAAGCACGUUAUGGUAGUCAAGUAGGAGGAAAUACUGGUUCUGGAAGCAGUGGAUCUAAGAGAGCCCACGAGAGUGAUGCUAGUGACGCUACCAACUCUGUAGGAUCUAGUGCUCGUCCAAUGGGGAGGGAUGCUGCUAAGAAAAUAGCUAAAAAGAAAGGUAAGGGCGUAGCUUUGGAAGUGGUCAACGAAGAAUAUAAUGAAUUCAAACAAUUAAAGACGCAAGAGUUGGAUUGAUUGAAUAACAUAGCCAUGUUGCA
This is a messenger RNA of Arabidopsis arenosa, 740 nucleotides long. The record is from the annotation of a GenBank genome assembly. Lineage: Eukaryota; Viridiplantae; Streptophyta; Magnoliopsida; Brassicales; Brassicaceae.